UACACACUUAUUACACUCAGAAAUAACAUGUGAACUGGGUGUCAACAACACCUCUCUACAGAGUGCCUCCAGUGAGGAAGCUUUCAAAGCAGUAAGUGGUGAGCCGCUAAGAAGCUACAAGCCAAGAGUGCCACUGCAAAACAGCUCCUUCAGACCCAGUUACGUGCAGCUAUUAAAGUGACCGGAAUUGACGAAAGGCGGCGGAGAUGUGAUGCAAGCGGCUUGCCGAAAGUGCAGUGACUGAAAUCUGUUUUUGAGUGUGUGUGUGUGUGUGUGACUGACAGGGGAGUGGAAAAGAGAAGUGACAGAGGCAGCCAGACCUAAUUCCCUCCCCUCUGUGGCAGAGACAUGAGACUGCCCAAAAACACAAGUGCUCAUUUACAAUCCUGAGAAACAAUCAGGCAGCACGGUUUUAAGGCGCCUGAGGAAUGAGGCCCGAAAAUGUAAACUCUUGGAUUAAACAUGAACAUGGAUACGUUAGGUAAACUCGCUGCUCCUGCCACGGCAAAGUUUCGGCAGCUUCAGAAGAUUGUUCAAGACAUCAAGAAAAAUGACGGUGGCAUACUGAACAAACUAAGAAGACUGAAAAGCAAACCAAUUCCAAGCGUCCCUGCGAGAGACUACAGAGACGACAACAAGGAAGGCGACGAUCAACUGUCUGAUUUCGAUUAUGAUCCACAUGAGGAUGACAACUACGAACCUCCUCCAAGCCACAGAUCCUUCACCGCAACUCCAUCCGCUUCCCUGCCGAGAGGAGAAUAUCUCGACAGCUGCCGUAACCGACCCAGCCGGCCACCCAGGAAGCCCCUCCACCCUGGCAAGGGCUCCAAACAACUGCCCCCAGAACCCGCCCAGGUGGAAAGUGAUGAUGAAGACUACAUAAAUCCAGAUGAAGACAACUACAUAGAACCGGCGGAGAACCCACCUGCCAACCUCAUGUUGCACGGUGGGAACAGAAAUAGAAGGGACCAGCCCACCUCGUCUCCUCAAAGUCCUGGUUUUUACGAAGUCCCCAAUCAGGAGACCUCUUUAAGUCUUCCAGCAAACAGCAGAGCGUGUCCAGUCCCCACCACGCAGUCUCACUCUCUGCCACUGAAACCCAGCCCCAGGGUGAACGCGAGGAGAUCUCCCCCUCCAGAGCCAGCGGAUGACGACGAAUACGAAGUCUGCGACCCAGAUGACAGUCACUGUAAAAAAACAGCAGAGGGUCCUCCUCUACCUCUGCCCAGACCUUUACCCAAAGAGAGAUCACCAAAACCACCUUUGAGGCCGAGGCCAGAUUUAAAACCAAGGGAGUUUGAAAGCAGAACACUCCCUGUGGUGCACAAUGACCAGAAACUUUCCCCGAAAGCUUUUACGAUGGACAUGAAGCGACCAAAAAUUCCUCUCCCACAGUUUACCCCCCUCAAACCACCUGAGAGAAGUGUUUCUGCUGAGAACGGGUCAACGGAUCAAGAUAAGGAUGCAGAUGUUUAUAAUAAACCUUGGUAUGCCUCCUCGUGUGACCGCAAGGCCGCUGACGACGCCUUGAUUAGCUUUAACAAAGACGGAGCGUUUAUGGUGAGGAAGAGCUCCGGUCAUGACUCACAGCAGCCCUACACGCUUGUGGUGUUUUACCGGGGAAGAGUGUACAACAUCCCGAUCCGCUUUGUGCCGAACACUCAGCAGUACGCCCUGGGACGGGAGAAGAAAGGGGAGGAGUACUUCCGCACCGUCUGCCACAUCAUCGAGAACCACCAAAGGAAUCCCCUGGUGCUGAUCGACAGUCAGAGCAACUCCAAGGACGCCACCAAGCUGUGCUACCCCGUGAAGCCAUAGAUGACCCUCACCGAUGGCGAGCGGUCGAAACUGAACAUCUCGGUACAAAAAAAAUAAAUAAAAAAAAGGGCUAAUCCAGACCCGUCUACUGCAGUGACAAAAGAAGCACAGGAGAUCUCUAUCACAGAUGUACGAGAGGACUUCAGAAGGCGUGCCUGAGGGCUUGACUGGAUGCAGUGUGGCAGAGGAAUCAUCGUUUUCAUCGUCUUAUCUGUGCUGUGGCUUUGUUAACACCACAUAGAUAGAAGCUCUCAACCAACAUGAGUGAGAGUUUGCAUUGUAGGUGACGUCAUGUGCGUAAUCUCGUCGAGAUUACCGUCUUGGACGUCGACCAAAACCACAAAAUGCAACACUGGUUUUUAGUUCUGUUCCGCCUCUGAAUAUUUCGUUUUCAUUCUAAAAACCUUAUCUCGACUGAAUUUGUCUUCACUUCAGAUAACCGACUACUUUUAACCAAUACAGUUUUUAUUAUUUUAGUCACAUCAUCACACAUUUGGUUGCCUUUUAACCCUCCGCAGAAUCAGCACUGUCAAAUAAAGGCUUCAGUAUUACAUUUGGAGCUACUAUAACUGUAUGUCCCUCUUGCAACAAUGGUUAAAUAACAUUUUUUUUUACAGUGUCAUCAGAAACAUAGAUGUUUGUAAAAAUGAUUUGCUGUGUAAAUUCAUCUUUGUUUUUAACCACAUCUGCAGCAGUUCUUUUUCUCACGUGAUACGGCAACAUCAUUCAGAAUAAACUACAGGGUCGGAUUAAACCGCAGAUCUUCGGCACACGCCCAGAGCGACAAUGAGAUCCAGACAACCCCAUCCUAAACCCUAAACUCCAGCUAAACGAGCAGCAACAGCCCCACUCAGGCCGAUGCGUUUCUCCUCAUCUCAAGGUUCUGCGUCUGCACUGCUGGCCAUGCAGAGCUAAACAGCACUGACUCGGGAGACUUUUUAACUUUUUAUUAAGAUGUAUAAAUAUAUUUUUUUUAACGCUCAGGCGGUAAACAGUGUGUUCAAAUUAAAAUGUGAAGAAUGGGACAGUGUUUCUGUAGUGGAAGGAAGCUGGCAGACUAAUCAUGUGUUUGGAACAAAAUACAAACCUGUAUGUUUUGUAUUAAUAAAACUCUUGUCUUGUGUAA
Mugil cephalus (flathead mullet) is the source of this 2944-nucleotide messenger RNA. It is a transcript of the gene blnk, whose product is annotated as B cell linker. The record is from RefSeq and is a predicted model, not a curated record. Bases 463 to 1818 code for a protein of 451 amino acids. Lineage: Eukaryota; Metazoa; Chordata; Actinopteri; Mugiliformes; Mugilidae. Gene Ontology annotation, biological process: cell surface receptor protein tyrosine kinase signaling pathway; intracellular signal transduction. The transcript is spliced from 22 exons.